This is a messenger RNA of Uloborus diversus, 4011 nucleotides long. Its product is annotated as gastrula zinc finger protein XlCGF8.2DB-like. The transcript is spliced from 3 exons. Lineage: Eukaryota; Metazoa; Arthropoda; Arachnida; Araneae; Uloboridae. Gene Ontology annotation, cellular component: nucleus. The record is from RefSeq and is a predicted model, not a curated record. The coding region runs from base 275 to 1333 and encodes 352 amino acids.
UUUUGAUUUCCUUAUAUAAACAAAGUUAUCGGAAUCUGACUCUUUCUAACAUUGAUAAGGUAAAAUUUUCUAUGCACCUGAUCUGAAACAGAAAAUUUUAAUCGUUGAAGUGUUUCCUCAAAAAUUAGCAAUACCUGCAAAAGAUACACUUCAGAAGAAGAUAAUUUCUCAAUCUGUUACAGCCUGAUUGAUUUCCUCUGCACAUCUUCUAAGAAAUUGAAGUAUAAUGUUUUAUUUGACUGAGUAAUUUUAAUUGGUUUUUCUCAAGAUCAGAAUGGAGGAACAACUUAUGUCUUAUGAAAUGCUGCAUGACCGACCCCAUGGAUGUAAGUUAUGUGGCAAAAGGUUUAAAAAGGGAAACCAAUUGAGACAACAUCUUAUUAUUCAUAAGCCUCCUGACAAACGUCCAUUCAGAUGUUAUAUUUGUGAGCGAACAUUUAAUCGUUCCCACCAUCUUAAAUUACAUGUUUUAGCUCACACUAAACAAAGUCCAUUUCGGUGUGAGAUUUGUGGUCAAGGAUGUAAUCAGAUGAGUAAUUUGCGACGCCAUCUGCAAACUCAUGAAGCAGAAAGAAAUCAUGCCUGUGAAUAUUGUGGAAAAACCUAUGUUGGUGAGGCAGCUCUUCAAAAGCAUCUUUUAAAGCAUACUGAAAAAAAUGUGUUUCCGUGUCUUUUUUGUGAUAAAAUAUUUUACAAAGCAGGAAAUUUAGAAAACCAUACCUUAAUUCAUACUUCUGAUAGAUCAUUUGUAUGUAAUUUAUGCAAUAAAGGCUUUGCAAGAGAGAGUAGCUUAAAACAGCAUCUUGUUUCUCAUAGUGAAGAUGAAUCCCAUACUUGUGAUGUAUGUGGGCGUCAGUUCAAGCGUUUAGGAAAUUUUGAAAAUCAUUUAAUUGUUCACACUGGCUAUACACCGCAUACUUGUGAUACAUGUGGCAAAAAGUUUUUGCAAAUUGGUAGCUACCGACGUCAUUUACGCUUGCAUUCUGAUUCAUACAAAGAUUCUACUCUCAUUAAUUCUGAUUCACACGAUGAUCCAUUAUACCUCCUGCAUGAUAGUGAUGAAAUAGAAGAUCAUGAUAGUACUGACUUGUUAGAUACAGAAGUUUCUGUUGGUGAAUAUAGCGGCAGUGAUAAUUUAGCGUAUAAUUCCAUUGAAGCUGAAACUUUGAUGAUUGGUGAACCUGACGCUGAUGGUAAUCUUACUGUUAUAGGAUCUGCAUAUUCUAUGGAAGAUAUUCAGGAUUUAGGAGAUGAUGGUAAACAAUAUUAUUUGAUUGAAGUCAAAGACAGUUCCAAAAAUGCUACAAAUGAUGAAACAGAACCUACUGUAUGAACUAUUGUAUUUAUUUCUGUUUAUAAAGGUAUUUCUUAAUAGGUACUUCAGGUGCUUAAUGUUUCAAGGUUUACUGCUGAAGGAUCUAUAGGAGAAUGUGGGGGGCAAAGUAAAAUAGUUAAGAUGACCAAGUUUUUUCAAAAUGAUAAAAUUGGAAAUUUAUUUGGAAAAUUACAAAGAACAUUGUAUUUUAUAGUGAAACUUGCAGUGGAACAGUAUUUUUUAUUUUUGGCUGUAAAUUUAAGCAUUAAAAAAAGAAAAGUGGAAAUUUGUCACUUUUUUUUUCCUUGGGACAAAGUGAUUAAUAAAAUAUUUUUCUAAUGAAAAAUUUUCAAUUUGAUUAUAAAAAAUAUUUUUAGUCAAAUAAAUCAGUAAAUGAAAGGUUUAAUGAAUAAAUGAAAAGACACUGUAACAAAAAACAAAAAUUAAAUAAAUAAAUUAAUACACUAUGAAGAAAAAUAAAUGAGUGAGUUCAAAAGUGAAUGAAUAAGAAAAUGAGUGAAUGAAUGAAUAAAUAACUGAAUUACUAAAUGAAGUAAUGUAAAGGAAUUAAUUAAUAAGUGAAUACAUAAGUGAUUUAGUAAAUGAUUGAGUGAGUAAACAGAGCGCCCCAUCCCACUUUGCCUCUCAUGUACUUGACUAAUUAAACAAUAAAAUAUGAAUAAGUUUAAUGUUAACCAAAUAAGUACUUUUCCAAAUACUAGAAGGUUUCAAUUCAUAUUUAAAAUGUUAAUAACAAGAACUUUAUAAUUUUAUAAUAACAAAAAUAUCUUUUGGCUUACAUAAAAUAUUGCAGUAUGGCUAUCAAAUUUUCAAAAUUGCCUGUAUUAACAUAUGAUUAAAUCUUCAGUGGUAUUAUUUUUUCCUGACUAGAAUAGAUUACAUGUGCUACUACAUAGUUAAAAUAUAACCAGAUAGGUGGUGCUAGAGGUGGGUAAGUAAAUGUUUCACUUUGCCGCACAUUCUCCUACUUGAUUCUCAAUAUUCAUUCCUCUUUUGAGUAUGUUAGGACAGGAUGCAAUGUAUUAUUUAUAUUGAACAAUAGAUAAAAAUUAAGUUGGUGCUUUAUUUAAAAUAGUAUGUUUCAGCUGCAGCAUAUUUCUUUAUUUCAAGUUUUUGCUACUGUGGGAAAUGUACUUGCUGCUCAAUAUUCAGUCCUCUCUCUUGUUAUGCAACGACAAGAUACAACAUUAUAUUAUUGUAAAACAGAUUGAAAUUAUAUUGGUGCUAUAGGAGUUCUGAUUUUAUUUUUUAUAAUUGAAGAUAUCUUUAGAUAGAUGGUCACCUGUAUGUUUUCUCAUAAGUUUAGUUAUUUAGUAAUUAAUGUGCAUGUGAAGGCAUUUUUAUAAGGUUUAAACUUGUUAUGUAAAGUAGGAAUGCACAACCUUUUCCAGUGAAGUGCCACUUACAUUGCAAGUAAACUAGGGAGGGCUGCAUGCUCACCUGUGAUAUAGAGGGCAAUUGCUGUUUCUCGGGCUUUGAAAAAUUAAUGUUUUUGCAAAAAGCUGUUCUGAAUCUAAAAUUGAACCCCCUAAAAUCGUACUAUGUCAUAUGAAAAAAAAAUAUCAGAUACACAUUUUUUUUUUGAAUGUCAAAAAAUUGUCCAAACUGUAGUUUUUUGUUUAACUCUCAAUUUCUUGUUUUUGCUUUGAAAACAUUGUAAACAACAAUAAGGAAAUAAAAAUGUUAGAUUAAUUUUCUUUGAUGAUACAAUCUAAGUUACAUAUUGUCUCUGUCUAUAGUUAUAUUAUUAAUUAAACUAUGAUGAAUUAGUUCAACAUGCAGCAGCCCUUUAUUUACCAACUUGGUUGUAUGUAUUCUUCAUCUUCUUUUUCUACACAAUCUGUCACAUUAAUAUCUGGUCCUUCACACCUAGAUGGCACUGGAAGAAGUUUUACUGAUCAUCUGAAUUUUUUUUUUCCUCUCAAUCCACUUUCAAAUAUAUUUAGCAUUUACUUUGGAUAACCAUCAUAGAGAUCUUGUUUAUUAUCAUUAUAAAAUUUUUCAUCAAAUACCUUUCCUGUUUUAUAUUGAAGGAGUAAUACUAUAUCAGAGAGUUUUCAAGAGUGCCCUUCAUUUUUCUUUUUGUCAAUCAUUUAAUCUAUACUGUUUAUACAAAGUGUAAUUUCUUUUUAAUUGUAAGGUGUGAAGAUGAGUAACUACCACUAGCAUUCCAAACAUCAUUUACUUCGAUUGCUAAACUGCAUUUUAUAUUAUCAGUAGCAUCAUUUCCACUUUUCUCUCUUGAUAUAACAUAGUGCAAAGCUUCUGCAUUAGUUGGUAAUUGUGAAUUGUUGAAGUUAAAUUCCUCAUCUAUAGUCUGCACUAUUUGAGACUUGAAUCUUAUAAUAUUAAACUUAUAUUUUAAAAUUCUGUUUAUAAAGAAAACUAAGAACUGUGCAUUUUACACUUAGUUGAUAAAAAUAUGCCAAAUAAUUUAGAUGGGUGAAAUUGACAGAAAAUACUCUGCAUAAAUUUCUGGUAUCUUGGCAGCUGUUAACAUACAUUUUCUAACAAAUCAUACCCUCUAUAAUAAAUGCAGUAUAACUUCGAUUUAACAAUACCUAAUUUAACUAUUCCCUCAAUUUAAUGACACAUUUCACUGGUUCGGAUUUGAUUGCAUUAAAUGUCUAUGCUUUUCAACUUAAUGAUGUCCUUGAUUUAGUGAUAACUUUUUC